Messenger RNA from Rattus rattus (black rat), 783 nucleotides. Its product is annotated as nucleophosmin-like. The record is from RefSeq and is a predicted model, not a curated record. Gene Ontology annotation, molecular function: histone binding; RNA binding; chromatin binding. NCBI's taxonomy places the organism in Eukaryota, Metazoa, Chordata, Mammalia, Rodentia, Muridae. Gene Ontology annotation, cellular component: nucleoplasm; ribonucleoprotein complex; cytoplasm. Gene Ontology annotation, biological process: regulation of centrosome duplication; ribosomal large subunit export from nucleus; ribosomal small subunit export from nucleus.
AUGGACAUGGACAUGAGCCCUCUUAGGCAUCAGAACUAUCUUUUUGGUUGUGAACUAAAGGCUGACAAAGACUAUCACUCUAAAGUGGAUAAUGAUGAAAAUGAGCACCGGUUAUCAUUAAGAACGGUCAGUUUAGGAGCAGAGGCAAAAGAUGAGUUACACCUCAUAGAGGCAGAAGCAAGGAACCAUGAAGGUCCAAUUAAAGUAACACUGGCAACUUUGAAAAUGUCUGUACAACCAACAGUUUCCCUCCGGGACUUCGCAAUUACACCACCUGAGGUCUUAAGGUUGAGGUGUGGUUCAGGGCCUGUGCACUUAAGUGGACAGCACCUAGUAGUUGUAGAAGAAGAUGCAGAGUCAGAAGAUGAAGAAGAGGAAGAUGUAAAACUGUUAGGCAUGUCUAGAAGGAGAUCUGCUCCCGGAGGUGGUAACAAAGUCCCACAGAAAAGCGUAAAACAUGAUGAAGAUGAUGAGGACGAUGAUGAUGAUGAUGAUGUCAAUGAUGAUGAUGAUGAUGAUGAUGAUAAUGAUGAAGAGGAGGAAACUGAAGAAAAGAUUCCAGUGAAGAAAUCUGAAAAAAAAAAAAAAAAACAGGAAAAAACUCCCAAAGCACCCAAAGGACCUAGUUCUGUAGAAGACAUUAAGGCAAAAAUGCCAGCAAGUAUAGAAAAAGAUGGUUCUCUUCCCACAGUGGAAGUCAAGUUCAUUAAUUAUGUGAAGAAUUGUUUCAGGAUGACUGACCAGAGAGAUCUCUGGCAGUGGAGAAAGUCUCUAAGAAAAUGA